GAGGGCCACCAUCGCCACAGUCUUCCAGCAGCAGUAGUCGAAGUUGCAGCGAAGUCCUGGAGCACCCGAGCCCCAGAAGUCCUGCAAGUCGCCACCCAGUGAAGUCAACCAGCGAACCCAACAACCCAGUCGACCCGAAAUGCGACUCCUUCUCAUCGGCCUGCUGGCCCUGGGCUCAGCCAGAGCCUUCUCCGUGAUCCGGACGCAGCCCCAUCCCCAGCUGGUGGCCUAUGCGCCGGCCCGGGGCCAGUUCCCCGUGGUGAGUGGCCUGGCCCAGGGCUACGUCCGCUACUACGACGGCACGGGCGCCGAGCGCCUGCUGCCCUACAACUACCCGGAGCCCCUUAAUGGCCUCCGGGAUCUGGCCACCACCUCCACCUCCAGCCUAGUCCGCUCCGGCGCGGAGCAGGAGAGCCAGCAGACGGCCUUGUUCCGCGCCUGGUGCGAGCAGCGCUACCAGGCCCUGCGCCUGGAACUGGACCGGCUGCGGGCCCAGGGUCAGCAGCCCACGGCCAGCAUGCUGGCCCAGCUCGAGCCGCUGGAGCAGAUCGUCAAGUUCGCCGCCUUUGCCGCCGUGCCCGGACUCUCGCCGGAGGUGCAGCGGGCCCGGGACGAGCAGCUGCGCAUCUGGAACGAGGCCAGGCUGGAGGUGCUGCGCGCCGAGCAGGCCCAGCAGCUGAUUAGCCAGUCCCCGGAGUACCUGGUCAGCAGGGAGCCGGUCCUGGUGAAGACAUCAACGCCCCAGGUGGCCCAGCGCAUCGAAGCCCCGCAGACGCACUCCUACGGCCAGUUCGCCCCCAGCCAGGACAGCCCCCAGCUGCUCAAGACGGCAUCGCCACCCGCUCCGCAGCCCGUGGAGGAGACUCCGGAGGUGAAGCUGGCCCGCCAGGAGCACCUCAAGCAGUUCAACGAGGCCCUGCUCCGCCAGCCAGCCCAGGAAACGGUCAUCCUCAAGACGGUUCCUGGCAUCCAGCAGCCAUUUACGAGUCAGCCGAUCAUCAAGAGCACCACGACCACGACCUUUGAGAGCCAGCCAAUUGGCCAGCCCCAAGGCAUUUUCAAGACCAGCAGCUACCCGGAUCAACAGGCGGCUCCCCAGGGCAUUGAGGAGACUCCAGAGGUAAAAAGAGCUCGCGAGGAGCACCUCAAGCUGUACAACGAAGCCCUACUCCGUCAGCCCGCCAUCCCCGAAGAGCCCGUUCUGAAGACGACGCCCAUUCAGCCCCAAGCCAUCAUCUUCCCAGACCAAAAGCCUGUGGCUCCAGCUCCGGCUUUGGCUCCCCAACCCAUUGAGGAAACCCCAGAGGUGAAACGUGCCCGCGAGGAACACCUGAAGCAGUUCAACGAGGCCAUCCUGCGGCAGCCCAUUGAGGUGCAGCAGCAGCCCCUGAUCCCCGCCACGCCCAACGCCCCCUUCGCCCCGCAGCCGAUUGUGAAGGGCGCCAUUGCCGAGCCCCUGGGUCCGCAGCCCGUCCAGGAGACGCCCGAGGUGAAGAUGGCCCGCGAGCAGCUCCUGCUGCUCCUGGGCCAGGCCAAGCUGCAGGCCGAGGACCAUGUGGCCGACAUCGCCGACAUGAUCCGCCUGGAGGAGCGGGAGCGGGACAAGGAGCGAGAGAGGGAGCGUCUGCUGGAACUGGAACUGCGCCGGCAGGAGGAGAAGGAGGCCGAGGCGGAGCGCCAGCGGGAGGCAGACCGUCUGCGGGAGGAGACCCGUCUGCUGGAGGCCGAGCGCCUCAAGAUCGAGCAGGAGGAUCAACUGCGUCUGAAGAGCGAAAAGCAGGAGCUCCUCCAGCAGAAGACCCCCUCCACCGCGGAGAAGACCGCCGCUCCCGAGUACCUCCGCAAGGCCGAGCAGUUCAAGAUCAUCAACAACCAGGCCACGCAGGCCCAGCCGCAGCCCAGCAUUGUGACCCAGCAGCAGCAGGUGCAGAACGGUUUCUUCCUGCGCAUCCAGACCAGUCAGCCCAGUGCCCCCCAGCCAUCCGCCGAGCAGAGCACCAAUCCCUUCCUGGUGCGGCAAACCCCCAUUGCCGCUGCUCCCCUGCAAUCCGAGAAGGUCGACACAUCCGCCAGCGAACUCGACCUGGCCACGCGGGAGCACUUCCGCGCCCACGAGAUCGCAUUGGAGCAGCUGCGUCUGGCCAACCUGAAGAACCCCUGGAGCCCCGAGUGCCAGCACUAGGCACUAGGAUAGCUCCGAACCCGAAUCACUUGCAUUGCCCUAGGUUAGAUCACAUGCACACCCAUAGAACACCCCCACACGCAUACUCGUACACCUGUGUAGCUUAAGCGACUCACUCCGAGUCCCGACUCCAAAUGCAUUCAGUUGAGAAACAACGCAA
Messenger RNA from Drosophila gunungcola (fruit fly), 2342 nucleotides. RefSeq names its product fibrous sheath CABYR-binding protein. The transcript has a single exon. The coding region runs from base 140 to 2182 and encodes 680 amino acids. NCBI's taxonomy places the organism in Eukaryota, Metazoa, Arthropoda, Insecta, Diptera, Drosophilidae. The record is from RefSeq and is a predicted model, not a curated record.